Messenger RNA from Fragaria vesca subsp. vesca, 984 nucleotides. RefSeq lists its product as uncharacterized. The record is from RefSeq and is a predicted model, not a curated record. Bases 255 to 749 code for a protein of 164 amino acids. Lineage: Eukaryota; Viridiplantae; Streptophyta; Magnoliopsida; Rosales; Rosaceae. The transcript has a single exon.
GGUAGCUCUCUUGGUUUUAAUCUCUGCGUUGAUCAUGAAUGUUUAGCAAGAGAGAUAGGUAGAUUCGUACCAUGCGCAUUUAACCCUUAUUUACUUCAUACAACUGCCCCCAACCAUAUCUUCUUCUUUAAAAACCAACCCUAGCUUUCUCACACUUCACCACUGAACUCAGCGAGAGAUAGAAAGAGAGAGCUAGAAGAAAAGAAAAACAGAGAGCUUGGGAGAGAACCAGAAAGACAGAGAGAGAAAGAGAUAUGGCAAGGUUGUGCAUUGUGCUGGUUGUUUUUGCCCUAGCUGCAGUUCACACUACAGCAGGUAGGAAUGUCCCUAUGGCGCCGAACGAUGUUGGUUUCAAUGACCAGAAGAACUUCAUAGGAGGCGCUGGUGGCUUCUCUGGAAUUGGUUCUGACGGACUCCCCUUCGGUGGUGCUGGGGCUGGGAUGGGCGGCAAUGUUGGAGGACUUGGUGGUGGUGUUGGGAUUGGUGGAGUUGGCGGACUAGGCAGCACUGGUGGACUUGGUGGUCUCCCUAACUUGGGUGGUACUGGUGGUUUGGGUGGUCUUGGCGGACUAGGUGGUGGUGCUGGAGGACUAGGUGGCCUGGGCGGUGCUGGUGGUCUUGGCGGAGCAGGAGGCACUGGUGGCUUUGGGGGACUUGGUAGCGGAAUUCUGGGUGGUGCUGGGGGAGGUGCUGGAAGUGGAUUCGGCGGUGGUGUUGGUGGUGGAAGCGGUGUUCUUCCUUACCCUUGAAGAUUUCGUUCAAGUUUUAAACUGAUAUUCUUGAUCUAUGUUUCACUCACUAGCUACCUCUCUAAGCUACUUUAUCAUUUGUUCAAGUGUGUUCGGAAGUUGAACUAAUUAUGUUAGUUUUUGUUAUGUUUAAAAUGAUAGUAUUAGUACGUACGUACUAUCUAUUAAGAAGAAAUGCAUGUCUGUUAUGUCCAGUAUUGUUUCUUAAUUUAGUGGAUGAUAUUUCCUAAAUUCG